ACGAUUGGUCGCGGCGGGCCCCGGAAGUGCCCCUGCCCGGAGGCCGCUGAAAGCGGAGCGGCGCUGCCGGUUCGUGCCGCCCCGUCACCCUGCCGGCGCCGCCAUGAGCCUCCGGGCCUCGGUCAGCGAGUGUCUGCGGGACUGGGAGGAGCUGCAGGGCGGCUUCCAGCACGUGCAGGAGUCCCAUAAGCUGUACAAGCAGAAGCUGGAAGAACUAACCAAGCUGCAGGAUGGGAUCUCCAGUUCCAUUGCACGGCAGAAGAAGCAGCUGAAGGAGCUGUCCCUCGCCUUCAAAAACUGCAAGUCCUCCAUAACCGCCGAACAGGAAGAGUCCAUCCGGGAGAUCCAGAGCCUCAUCAAAGAGAGGCAGAGCAUCUUCUUUGAAAUGGAGGCGUAUUUGCCAAAGAAGAAUGGGUUGUACCUGAGUCUGGUGCUUGGGAACGUGAAUGUGACUCUACUCAGCAAGCAGGCUAAGUUUGCUUACAAAGAUGAGUACGAGAAGUUCAAGCUCUACCUCACCAUCAUCCUGCUCAUCAUCUCCUUCUCCUGCAGGUUCCUUCUCAACUCCAGGGUGACGGACGCCGUCUUUAACUUCCUGCUCGUCUGGUACUACUGCACCCUCACCAUCCGCGAGUGCAUCCUAAUCACCAACGGGUCCAGAAUCAAAGGCUGGUGGGUUUUCCAUCACUACGUCUCUACCUUCCUCUCGGGCGUCAUGCUGACUUGGCCGGAUGGGCUCAUGUACCAGAUGUUCCGAAACCAGUUCCUCUCCUUCUCCAUGUAUCAGAGCUUUGUGCAGUUCCUCCAGUAUUACUAUCAGAGCGGGUGCCUGUACCGGCUGAGGGCGCUGGGGGAGAGGCACAACAUGGAUCUCACCGUGGAGGGCUUCCAGUCGUGGAUGUGGAGGGGCCUCACUUUCUUGCUGCCGUUCCUGUUCUUUGGCCAGUUCUGGCAGCUUUACAACGCGGUCACCCUCUUCCGUCUGGCCAGGCAUCCGCAGUGCAAGGAGUGGCAGGUUCUCAUGUGCGGGCUCCCCUUCUUCGUGCUCUUCGUGGGGAACUUCACCACCACCCUGCGGGUCGUCCAGCAGAAAUUCCAGAACCAGAACCGAGACGCUAAGGCCGAGUGAGAAGAGGAGCUGAUGCUGGGACUGGGGUGGGGGGAGCGGGGGACACGGACCUCUCCUCCUCCCCCCCCCCCCAUCUCCUAGCCACGCUCCAGGCUGUGCUGUCCGACACUCCUCACCCCUUGACCUGUGCCGGUUCCUCAGGGGCAGGCCCACGGGGACCUGACUUGGUGCUGAGCUCUGGGGCCUGUCCGGGGAACCUCGGGGGAAUGUAUGUGAUCCAGUAAACCAAGCUGCUGAAGUCCGAUGCACCUGCCUGGGGCGAGGCUCCCUCACAAUCCUGGCCCCGGGAAACGCUGCCUUUGGCUGGAGCCGCUGUGCACCUGCUGCGCUGCAGGAGGACGGGAGCGAUCUCCCCAGAGGGCAUCGUGGCCAGCCAGGCAGUCAUCCCACUCUGCCCCCCAGGGCAUUCCCCUCCCUUUGCUGCAGAAGUGGGGUGACUAGGGCAGCUACUCAGAUGUUAAUGUGACCCCUUCCGGGGGGUCAGGCCAAAGCACUACCAUGAACAGCAGCUAGCGCCAAGCAACCAGAGCACUGAAUUGCCCAUGAGAGCUGGUGGGGCAAAGCCUCUUACCUGGCUUCUGCUCCGAACCCUGCAGUGGGGCCAGCUGGGCUUGAGGAGGAGGGAGCAGCCCCCAGCCCUGGGCUUAUUCCAAGCUCCCCUCCCCAUGGACAGUGCUGCUGAGACAAGAGGCAAACAGCUCAGCAACUCCUGCUUAGGGACCCAGCCCAUUGCAUGGAAACAGGCUCCUUGCUUAUUUGCUGCUGAGUCCCUGCUGGAAGCGCGCCGGCUGGGAGAACCAGCUGCCGGGGCGAGCACGACUCUCCUGGCCCCAGCAUGGGCAUGGAUUCCCAAGGCCUGGCUCUUGUGCAAAUCUCCUACCAAUGGAAAUGCUUUAAAAGUGUUCUGCCCUCUUUACUACAGAGGUCUGCACCCUGGGGCCACUAGGCAUCCUCUGCUCCAGCAGGAUGCUUUCAGGGGACUCUGGAGCAUGGUCCUGGAACUGGGGCAGCCUAAUGUCCCAACCUCCCCCCAGAUCAAUUCAUUGGGCAGCAGAAGCAGAGGGAGGGAAGAGAUGCCAAAAACUGUAAAGGAAGCAGUGUGUGUAGCUGGUGCUAGAAAGUAGCUUGGGGACUUGAGCUCUGACUUCCUAGCCAGCACGUUCCCAUCUCCUCGCUGGAGCAGCUGGGGGACGUCUGAGCAGGUACCGAGCUUUGGUUCCGGGGAAGACGUGUCAUGGAGGGAGUUGUCGUACCUGUAUUAAUGUCUGUACCUCCUUUGACAGGAAGCUCAUCCAUAAUAAAGGGAGGAAGGGGCGAUCCCUUCCCAUGACAGAGCUG
Mauremys reevesii (Reeves's turtle) is the source of this 2467-nucleotide messenger RNA. It is a transcript of the gene TMEM120A, whose product is annotated as transmembrane protein 120A. The coding region runs from base 104 to 1129 and encodes 341 amino acids. Gene Ontology annotation, cellular component: membrane. The record is from RefSeq and is a predicted model, not a curated record. NCBI's taxonomy places the organism in Eukaryota, Metazoa, Chordata, Testudines, Geoemydidae. Gene Ontology annotation, biological process: fat cell differentiation. The transcript has 12 exons.